Molecule: messenger RNA, 2360 nt
Organism: Nezara viridula (southern green stink bug)
Lineage: Eukaryota; Metazoa; Arthropoda; Insecta; Hemiptera; Pentatomidae
Source: the annotation of a GenBank genome assembly
AUGGACGUAGAUCGCGGAUCUGAGUCACACUCGAGAACAGUUUGUUCAAUUCCACAAAGCGAACCCUGCAAGCGACAACUGGACGAGGCUGAGAAGCUUUCUCCUAUUUAUCGAUGCUACACCUAUGAUAUUGCUACUUUCAGUUCGAAUUGCCCACUGGGACACAUCUGGCAGUGGGCCAUGUCCGAGGAACAUGGGUGUCCGAGGAUUGAAGGACGUCCUAAGGAAGAAUUUCAAAUCAGGAUUUCUUCAUUUCCGGCGGCCAGAAAGGGAAGUCAGACCAAGGCUUUGGACGUUGUGCAAGGCCAUUCAUCAACUCUGUGGAUAUCCACUACCUCAGGAUAUUCAGCAUAUCCCACCUUCAAUAACAUUCCCAUUAAUUUACCGGCAUAUGUAUCAUGUGCUCUUGGUAUUCCAAGUGUGGGGUAUGUGAUGAUAUGUUUUGGAGUCGUUAAUGCGAUAUGCUCUUUGAUAUUUGGUACACUGAUGAAGUACAUUGGAAGAUUCCCCAUUAUGGCUUUGGGAGCUGUUGUCCAUGCUGCACUUGUGAUCAUUUUGCUCCACUGGAGGCCUCAUCCUGAUAACAGACUUAUUUUCUUUGGCAUGUCUGGGAUGUGGGGAGUUGGUGAUGCUGUUUGGCAGACACAAGUUAAUGGAUUAUAUGGUACAUUGUUCAGGCGGAAUAAGGAAGCUGCGUUCAGUAACUAUAGGCUUUGGGAAUCAGCAGGAUUUGUUAUUGCUUAUGCCUACAGUACUCACCUUUGUGCGAGGAUGAAGUUAUAUGUUAUGCUCUCAGUUCUUAUCAUUGGAGUAGCAGGCUACUGUGUUGUUGAAAUCCUACACAAGAGGAAGAAGCUCAGGAUGAAGAAAGCUGAAGAGGAAGCCAAGAAGCAACAGCAAUCUGCACAGCCUAGAGGCCCACCUCCAGUUGAAGAAACUGACGAUGAAAAAGAUGAUAUUGAUGACGAAAUGAUUGUGACCCACCUAUAAAUUGCAAUAGACUAAAUAGGCCUCUGAUGCUUGUCAUGCCUGAAUAAAUACUCAAGAGUGUGUGAAAGGGUGUGAGUGAAUGUUUACAAAGAAUUUUUUUUAAUAUUCUCAGAAUCAGUAUUCACUUUUUUUUUUUUUUUAAUAAAUCUUCUGUUAUACUUCUUUUUUAAGUCUUUUAUUAUAUGUGUAUAUUUAUUUAUCAAUAAUAUAAAUCUGUAUACACAUAUAUUCUACAACUAGAACCAAACAAUGUGGCCAACCUAGCCCAGUGAAAGACAAGGAAUGAAGUACAGAAGAAAAAAAAAGAAACACAAAAGAUCUGUUGAAGUAAAAUAGGAAGGUGGAGCCAAAGGAAAUCGAUAUAGUGUCGCUUAGUGUGUGUUUCUGUUAUGAACGAAGUGUACCAAAGUAAUUUAUUUCAUAUUAUAUAGUAAUUACAUUUCCAUUAUUAAGUUGAUUAUUACAACAGAACUUAUUUAAGUGUUACUGUGAUCCCUUCAUGGUUUCUUCAGUGUUUUGUGAUUGAUAAAAUAUCUUCUUCUUUCUUUUUUCAAUCCAAAUGUACACUAUGUAUGUUGAAAAAGAAAUCAUGGGGGAAUUAUAAACUUAAAUAACUUGAGAGAUUUGUUAAUGUGUGUAUAUGCCACAGACUACCUUGAUAUAUCUUCCAUACUUGCAAAACUCUAUAUUGAAAAUAAGAUGAACUGUUGUGUUGUGGUUAUUCACAUAAGUGAAAUAAAUGUUUGUUUUACAUGCAUUUUGUUGUUGUUUCAAUGCAAGUAUGAGAUUAUCAUCAUAUGUGAUCAAAUAGUUAUUGUAGGUCGGUUAGAGCCAUUCGGUGCCUUUAAUCUUUGUUAAGAUGUAUUUUUAGGAACUAAAUUAUAUAAACUCAUAUUGAAAGGUCUUUCAUUUCACAAGAAGCAUUCCAUUAUAUUCAUUUAAUGUAUUAUUUAUUGAACUUAGAGCAAUCAGUCUUAAAAAGUGUGUCUACACUUUUUUUUUUUAGAACAGGUACCAAAUGGUAACCAUAUUUUUGUUUAUAUGUAAUUAAUUACACUUAUAGCAAUGUAAAUAGUGUUUUAGGUUUUAGACCUCUAUGAUUUACAUUCUCCUAUGAAGGUGCUAUGCCAUUUUUUUUUAAUUAUUAUUUUUAGUUCCUUCCUAAGAAAGGAUCUGUAGUACACCAAUGUAUAUUUAUAUUGUAGUUUUAAAUAAGAUUUGCAAUAAUGGCAGUGCAAAGUAUAUUUUUGUUAAUUAUAAAUAUGUAACUUAUAAAUAUAUAUAUAUAAAUUAUAUAUAUAUUUUAUAUAUAUAUUGCCAUACAAAUAGUAACAUGUAAAUUUGUCUUUAAAUAAACUUUUUAAACAAAA